Messenger RNA from Dermacentor silvarum, 501 nucleotides. RefSeq lists its product as uncharacterized. NCBI's taxonomy places the organism in Eukaryota, Metazoa, Arthropoda, Arachnida, Ixodida, Ixodidae. The record is from RefSeq and is a predicted model, not a curated record. Bases 43 to 486 code for a protein of 147 amino acids. The transcript is spliced from 4 exons.
UUUGGGUUUCCCUGUAGAACGUUACUCUCGUGAAGCCGAGGAAUGGCGGGUGUGCUCAGGCUUUUUGUAGUUGUGUUGGCGCUAAUUAGCGCUGCAGAACGGUGCAGUGGAGCUCAAGAGAAAACCCUUGCUGACUCUGCCUCCGCUGCAGCUACGAAUACCUUCUACCAGUUAUGGUCAAAUAAUACAGCUUUGUGGAUGUUUUAUACAACCGCUAAGCAAACCCCACCAUGCUACCUGGAAGUACGAAAUGACAUAAACGAAACGAUGGUCCAGCUCACCCCCUGGAAUACACACCCAAAGAAAAUGAUGCCGCAUAGUGACCCUGAAAUUUGGGAAUUCUUAACGAAAUACGAAUGCGCAAACAUGAUACGGAUGAAACAUCGCUCGAUCAAUCAAACUCAGAAGCUGCUCUACAUCAAUGAAGAUAUAUCCUGUGGUGUGGUUCAGGGUGUAAACUACCUUUCCCGUGGUGAGCGUUCUUAAUUUUUUUGUAGUGUA